Colletotrichum gloeosporioides is the source of this 2505-nucleotide messenger RNA. RefSeq lists its product as uncharacterized. The transcript is spliced from 4 exons. Lineage: Eukaryota; Fungi; Ascomycota; Sordariomycetes; Glomerellales; Glomerellaceae. The record is from RefSeq and is a predicted model, not a curated record. Bases 1 to 2505 code for a protein of 834 amino acids.
AUGCCUCAACAGGAGCAUCCCAAAGCCAUACAAAGGCGACUCAUGGCAACGUACAACAUAAGAUUCGUUCAACCAAUUGAAACCCUAGAGAAAGAGCUGUAUCCACAAAAUCACUCGUCCAAUAUAUCUGACAUUCGUCAGCUGGGUAAAACCGAAUUUCAGAAGUACCAUGAGAGUAUCGACACAGAUUCACGUGAGCGUCCCUGGAGACGAGAAGUACGAAGCCGCGUCCAAAGGGUUGUCGAGAGUGCGCAAAGAUGCCGUGAUGCACGGAAAAGUGAAAUGGGUUGGCGCUUGACUUUGGAAACCGAUGUCUUGGCGAGAUUCAGCGUCGAGGUUGGAUGCCAGAGAUGCCGCGGAUGGUUGUGGCGCUCUGAACAGGAAGUCGGCUCAAACUUUUCCCAAAGGAACAAUCCAAACUCACGAGCGCAGAACUUGAAGAAACGUCAAGAAAGGCGAACACCUUGUGUCUGCCGCUCACAGAGCCACAGAGAAGACCCGGUCGAGCAGGGCAUCAACCCGAUUUUCGACGACCGUGCAGACGAAGCGAUCGUGCACCCUGAGGAAGGCCUCCGGCGGCUGUUCCCAAAACGCGAGGAACGUCCAGAUAGAGUCUACGGUCUUCGGAGAACCAGACGGAUUGAACGUAUCCUUGACUUGGAAGAUCGUGGGCCGGAUGCUGACGGCUGUUUCAUCGGAAGCAGUGUAAACAGUACUCCCUUCCAUUCAGAUGGCGAGCCACUUCUUUUCCCGUUCCUGGUCUCAGAGGCCGAGUCCGAAAAGAGUGGAAGCUUGUGGUCUGACAUAGAAGUCCAAACUUCGUUCGCAAUUCGACGUCUUUUGCUCAUUCAGGAUGGACUUUGGCAAGCCGCAAAUCGAGAGGACAAUUGGGAGGGUGGUCCCCUGGUGUGGUUCUUGUCCAACAAAGGGGAAUGCUGGAGGGUCUCGAUUGCUUACGUCGACACCAAGAAUACGGUACAGAGAUUUCUGAUUACAAGACUUUGGCAAGGAUCGUUGGGUUCAGUCGACGACGCACUUCAACUCUUGCUCAUCGUUGAUUACAUAUGCGACUGGGCGAGAGACAUAUACCGCGAAUCAAUCAUUCAGUGUCUCAGAUCGCUGUCAGUAUCGGAUUCGAAGAGUCUGACCUAUGACACCGACAUAUUCUCCACGACCGGCCGUAUCGAUCAGUGGAACAAUAGCAGCGAGAGCAAUUCAGCCAGAGAGCUCAACAUUUCUUCACUAGAGACAUCUGAGAUGAGAGCGAGCGCAUAUCACGCUGAACUUACGGGGCAUCACUUCCUUAGAGACGCCCGCCAUAUUUGGCUUCGGUUCAUUUCUCUCUACAUUACAAUGGACAACCUUCAAUACUUUAUCGACUCAGCGACGUCAAACAGAGAAUUCAGCCAAAUGAGAAGCUCCUUGAUGAAUAUUCUGGAGAGAGCCUGGCUUGUCAGGAGAGAUAGCCUUGAUGCGCUUGAACUCGGUUGGACAGGCAAGGACCGAGAAGACCUGGCUAUGCAAGCCCCAGACAAGAUGUUCUUCGUGGUUGCCCACAUGUCGGCGUAUAUGAAUCCCCAGUGGCAAAUGACACUCGAGCUGGGAUACAUCGCCGUUUCAGUUGAUGCAGCGGAAGUCUUACAAGAAACUGUCCCCGAGAGACCACUAAAGGAUCGGCUUGAAGAAUUUCCUACGUCGACUGGCAACCCGUUUUCAAAAUUGACAGUACUUCGUGAGAGAAGACCCAUCGAAGUCCUCUUUGCUUGCGUCGAAAGAUGUUCUGUCUCGACAGACGUGAUCAGGUCAUGUGAUAGGCCUCUGGGCUCGGCUUUCGUCAACAUCGAAAAGGCAGGCAAGAUGACACACAACGGGGCAACUAUUUGGAAGCAUGCCAGUAUCGCCUUGGAUUCGGAAGGUGCAGCGCAUGACUUCAUAUCCAUGAUGUACACAAAGCAUAAGAUAGGUUUCAUUAAGCCUUCGUCGCCAAUCUUCCGCAUAUCCAGCCGCAUGACGACAUGUGGCAAUAUAGACGCUCCUCCAAUGAAGCUUGAAGCCACCAGUUGCUUUCCGAGAAUUCCAAGUGAGUGGGAGACAGUGAGCGUGGUUUACGCAGUGUCAAAGUCCGCCGUUCCAGGGAACCGGAAAUGGAGUUCGUACGGGAACUUCAUGGCCUUUGUGUUGAAUCCAAACCUGGCGACAUGGAAUCCCGCAUUGAAAGAAUACAUGAAGACUACACUGCCACACUGGCAAUUCAAUGUCCGAAGAUUUGACCACGGUCUUGGCUGGUCUCGCCUGCGGAAUAGAAUAGACAUCAUUGGCGCUGCUGGGUUUUACAAGGAUAUGGAGAGAACAUACGGAAUCUCUAUACCAACCGGAACCACGGAAUCUCGAACAGCUAGCCCUCAGAUAUCAGAGAAGCACUCGCUUGAGGAUUCGAAUGCCGAGCGAGAGUCCACUGAGAUGGGACGUCGUAAAUGCACCCGGAGAGCUGCUGCUGGACUCUGA